Saprolegnia diclina VS20 is the source of this 4946-nucleotide messenger RNA. RefSeq lists its product as hypothetical. Gene Ontology annotation, biological process: protein K11-linked ubiquitination; metaphase/anaphase transition of mitotic cell cycle; anaphase-promoting complex-dependent catabolic process. Lineage: Eukaryota; Oomycota; Saprolegniomycetes; Saprolegniales; Saprolegniaceae. The transcript has a single exon. The record is from RefSeq and is a predicted model, not a curated record. The coding region runs from base 6 to 4823 and encodes 1605 amino acids. Gene Ontology annotation, molecular function: molecular adaptor activity. Gene Ontology annotation, cellular component: anaphase-promoting complex.
CUGCCAUGACCUUGACCCUGGAAGCACAGCCAUGUGGCCCAGUGCUCGGAACCCACGGCUGCUCGAAGCGGCUCUUCGCUCGACGAGCCCAUGGAGAGCGCGUCCAUGUUCGCGACCGAGUCGUUGAGUGGACGCAGGCGAAUGGUGCGGUGUGCGACCGGACCUUCCGCUUCGACGCGCCACCGCUCGACGUGGCCGUGCUGGCCGACGACGCCGACGAUGAAGCAGCGACGCGCAAGAGUCUCUGCGUCUUGACGAGCCCCGAUACGAUCACGUUCAUCUCGGCGAUGGGCACGGUCACGGACGUUCCACUGCCCUUCAAGGCGGCCGCGAUCUUCGCCAUGACCAAAGGUAUCUUGAUCCAGCGGCAGGCGACGUCGCUCGUUCAAGCAUCCGCGAGAGCCGGAAGGAGCCCGACGCUCUUUAGUCUCGUGCAUCCGCUCGAAGAGAUCAAGCCCGUCGUGCUCGAGACGCUGUCGGAGCCGCGGAGCUGCAUGUUCGUCGCCGACCCGCUCGCGUCGGUGGUCCACGUACACGAGUCACCGCCGUUCGUUGUCUUUUACCACCACGACAAGACAACGCUGAGCAUCAAGAGCAUCAUAUCGUCGGCGCCCUCCGCGUCCAAGCCCAGCUCGAUCGUUGCCGAGAUCGUCUUGCGUGGAAUUUGGGAGAGCCCCGAGCUCCCCAGCUCGGACCCGAGCGACACGAGCAUCUUUGUCGCAAGCGACGUCGACGGGCAGCCUCUUCUCGCCAUGAUGCAUCGCCCGAGCGCGCAGCUUCUUCUCCAACAGCUCGCAUGGGACGGCUUGGAGCUCACGGUCCAUCACGCGUCGCCGACAACGUUCCUUCCGUGCUGCGAUGCAGUGCCGUUGCGUCGCGAGCACUUGUCCACCUUUGGCUACGACGUUCUCGUGCAAGAGCGUGAUAGGCAACGUCUCGCGCUGUACCGAGGAGCUCAUCGUCUGUGCGUCGUCACCAUCGACGCGCCACGUCCAGAGCGACGCGCAAAACUCCCUGCCUUUGGGCCCUCGAGCCCGAUUGCAGCGCGCCCGGACGCGCCCAGUUUCGAUAUGACGGAUGCGAUGCUCGACGAGACGCUUCCUCCCGUCGGAGAGCCGACGAUCGCGGCUGGGGCCGCGCCUCUGACAUUUGAAGUCACGCACAGCGAUGGACGCUGUCAGCAGUUCCUUCUGCCGCUCAGCCUUGCGGCCUACCCGCUUCUACACCGGGCCUUUGCCGUCCUCGAUGCACUGCUACCUCCACAGUUGGCGCUCACAUGGCGCCUGCAGGUGGUCGCGAGUCCCGAGCCGUGGGCUGCGUUUCAGAGCGCGCUCGUGCCGCCGAUGGCACCAAUGGAGCCUCCCAUGUCUGCGUUUGAGAGGUUGCAAGCCUCAACCUUUCACGCUACGUACUACGGACUUCCGCUCUCCGGGCCUCGCACCUCGCGCCGAAGUGUACGCACCAACGUGCGAACAAGGCCAAUACCCGCACUCGACGAGCACAUACGAGACAUCUUUUGUGGGCUGCACUUGCUCUACGAAGACUUGAAGCUCUCGAGCCUUGUCUCGUUGCUCGUUGCUCCGCUCGGUGAUAUUCUCCAUGCAAUCGCGAGCACGCAUCGCUGGACGUCGUACGUCGCACACUACGCGGCCGACCAUGGACCACGGCCGAUGGUAGCAGCAGCCGCCAAAGCACUGCCCGAUCCCUUUCAAGGCCGUUGCAACGCGAGUCCUGUCGAUAUUUUUGCGUGGCUCCAGCACAAGAUGGCGACCCAUCACUUCAACACAAUGGAAGCCAACAAGAGUCAAGGCGUUGGACGCCAAGUGGACGCGUACCCGACGCUGCCUGUCCUAGCGCAAACGGCGACGGUCCUCGAACUCUACGACGCACUGUACCCGGAGGCCCCGAUGCCGCUGCACGCGCGGGCGCGCUGCGUUGUCGCACGUCUUGCGGCGCUCUCGCUGCCGUGGGAGGACCUCCCGGUCGGCGUCGCAUUGCCGCUCAAGUACGCCGUGUAUGUAACUAAGCACUUUCCCGAUGCGUCCUUGAGCCCGGCCGAGUGCCGCCUCGUGAACCGAGCCGACUUGCUUCCGGAGCACGACGUGCCGUGUGCACUGCCUUUGGUCGACAAGGAAACGCUGGACGCAUCACGGGACAAUGACGACGGGUUCUCCGACGUCCUUAUCGCGAGUCAACCGCUCUUUCCAAAAGACCAGCGGCUCAAGGAGGUCUCUCGACUACUGCGCUCCAACAAGCCGAUGCUGCUCAAAGUCCAACGCGAGGCGCACCAUUCGGACGCAGAUGUGCUCUCGCUGCAGCAAGCGCGACUGCUCUUGCUCUGUAAGCGCUCGAUGAGCUUGUCGGUCGGUCGCGGCAUGGUGACGCUCGGGAGCUUGACCGCGCAGCAGUCGUCGGUGUCGCCAUAUACGGCGCGGCUGUCGAUCCCGCAGCUGCCGCUCACCGCGCGUGUGUCGGGCACGAACGCCAAGACUGUGCUUGACAUUUCUGGCUACAAGGAGAUUACGCAUUGGCCGCAGUUUCACAACGGUGUCGCGACCGCACUGCGACUCUCGCCACACGACCGCGUCACGGUGCAGUGGGUGCUCUCGCAUCAGCCCAAGCCGAGCACCGACGAGUCGGACGAAGCGGUUCGCUUGUACGAAGAAGCGUGUGCGGGCCACGCAGGCUUUCUCUUUGGUCUUGGUCUCCAAGGCCAGCUGCAAUGCCAAUCGCCGACAACAACGUACAAGUAUCUCUCGCUUGGCGACGAGCUCACGUCCGUCGGCUUCCUCCUUGGCACGGCCGCGAGCACGCUGCAUCAUCCAAAAGACAUGAACAUCGAGCGCGCGGUCUCCAAGAUGCUUUCGAUGCACAUUCCGUCGCUGUGGCCGCCGUCGUUUGCGCACUUGCACGUACCGGCGUCGGCCCAAACCGCCGCCAUCAUGGGUCUCGGGCUGCUCUACCACAGCACGGGCAACCGUCUCAUGACGGAAUUCCUCCUCACGGAAAUGACCCAAGGCCCGGUUAUGACAAGUGCCGGCGCUGCCUCGGGUACGGCCGCAACGCCGUCGACCGAAACGGUGCAGUUUGAAGGCUACGCGCUCACGACCGGCUUUGCGCUCGGACUCAUUUUGCUCGGGCGAGAGAGUGACCCAGGGCUUGUGGACCUCAACGUGGAUGCGAAGCUCACCAAGUACAUGCUCGGCGGCGAGAAGGAGCGCGGCCAUGGGUCGUGGGCGCCUACCGAGCUCAACUGCGUCCUCCGAACGCGCAAGUUGCAGCAGCGCGAGCUCAUCAACGUCGACGUAACCGCGUCCGGCUCGGCGCUCGCGCUCGCGUUCAUGUACAUGUGGAGCAACAGCGCGUCGAUCGGCCAGCGGCUCCACGUGCCGUCGACGCUCGUGCUCCUCGAGACCAUCCGACCCGACGUGCUCUUUGUGCGUGCGCUGGCGGCCAACCUCGUGCUCUGGAACAGUAUCGAGCCGACGCGCGCGUGGGUGCUCAACAAGCAGCUCCCGCCACCGCUUCGCCCGAGCGGCCUGCUGCACUGGGUCGCCAUCGACGACGGCGGCGAUCCGACAACGAUCCAAGAGGCGUACGCCAACAUCAUUGCUGGCGCGUGCUUUAGCAUUGGGUUGAAGUUUGCGGGCACACACCACCCUGGCGCCAAGGGCGUCCUCAUGAGCUUCCUCGACGAGUUCCAGCUCUGGCGCGCCAAGCUCGGGCGGGCCGCCAACGUGAGCCGCGUGACGCUCGAGCGCGUUCUUGGCACGAUUGCGCAGUCGCUGGCGCUUGUCAUGGCCGGUACGGGGGACCUCGAAUGCCUCCGCCUACUGCGGUCGCUUCUGCUGCGGCAAAAGGCCGACGCGCAGGGCGACAUUACGUACGGCAACCACAUGGCCAUGAGCUCGGCGCUCGGUCUUCUCUUUCUCGGUGGUGGCCGCUGCUCAUUGCGUAGCUCCCGCCUCGCAACCGCGAUGCUCGUCGUCGCCUUGUACCCACUGUACCCGACCAAGACGACAGACCAGCGCUACCACUUGCAAGCCCUUCGGCAUCUGUAUGUGCUCGCGAUCGACCGGUCGCGGCUCGUGCGGGCGCUGGACGUCGACACGCAUCACUGGACACCGAUGCCCCUCCGCAUAUGGACGCAGUUUGGCGCCGCGCCAUUGGAGGUGCGCACGCCGACGCUGCUGCCCGCACGAAGAAUGCUGUGCCGGCUCGAGACGGCAGCGAACGAUCAUUUUCCGAUCGUAAUCGACUGGCGCACGAAUGCCAACAGCCGCGCGUUGCUCUUGGAGCAGCACGGCGUGCUUCGCAUCAAGCGCAAGCUGGGGGCCGAUGCGCCGCGCGCGACGUUCUUUGCGUCGUUUUCAAACCUCUUUGCGACCGCGUCGACGCACGAGUCGGCCGCCACGUGGAUUGCGUUUUGCGCGCGCUUGUACGAAGAAUGCAAGCGUGAGAACAAGCCCGACUGCAUCGCCGUCUAUCUGAACGCCAAGCGCACCGAGGUCGACGUACUCGAGCGCCGCAUCACGCACACACUGCUCGUCGCCAACCUCCAGCUUGUGCAGCUGCACAUGGAGCUCGAUGCGCACAUGUUUCGAGCCUGUGACGACGACGCAUCGACCGAGCCGCACCGUGUUGGCCGCCUUGCGCAGCUCGUGAACGAAGACUUUACCCUCGGCUACAGCAAUGCGCUCUUGGCGUCCUUCGAACAAUUGGCGCUGCCCACCUCGAUCGAGACAAACGAACCACCCAGCUCCCUCCUGCAUGCCGCCUACCGCCGAUACCUCGGGUCCCCGCUUCUCGCCCAGCUCGAAUAGCUGACGCUAUCGUUGAUCACUCUCGUCCAUCCUCCAAGAAUGCAAUAACCAAGCACUGAUGAUAGAACAUGCAGACUAGUAUUAGAUAUAUAUCGACUAGAUAGAAACGACUCUAGUUGCCGA